This is a messenger RNA of Bipolaris sorokiniana ND90Pr, 1358 nucleotides long. RefSeq lists its product as uncharacterized. The transcript is spliced from 4 exons. The record is from RefSeq and is a predicted model, not a curated record. The coding region runs from base 1 to 1341 and encodes 446 amino acids. NCBI's taxonomy places the organism in Eukaryota, Fungi, Ascomycota, Dothideomycetes, Pleosporales, Pleosporaceae. Gene Ontology annotation, molecular function: N,N-dimethylaniline monooxygenase activity; flavin adenine dinucleotide binding; NADP binding.
AUGGCUCUCCCUUCGAAACGUGUCGCUGUGAUCGGUGCAGGUAUCAGUGGUGUCGUUGCUGCGGCCCACCUCAAGAAAGAAGACAUCGAUGUCACCGUCUUCGAGCGAAGUAGUGCUGCAGGAGGCAUAUGUCCAUGCUAUGUUGGCUUGAAAAACAACGUGAGCACCCGCUUACUGGAAACCACGUUGAACAGGUUUCCGGCUGGAACUGACGACUAUGUAACGCACGAUGUUUUGGCCGAUUAUAUACAGAAAACCGCCAUUGUGACAGGAGUGCACGAAGCCACAAAAUAUGAUACGAACGUGAAAAAUAUCUGGAAAGAUGGCAAUUCAUGGUCAGUCGAGACGACGAUUCUGCAAACAGAUAGUGCUGGUAUAGAGAGGUGGAACACUUCUACUCAGAAAUUCGACGCUGUAGUCGUUGCUUCGGGGCAUUACCACGCACCACGGGUUCCAGAUACCCCUGGUCUGGUAGACUGGAAGAAGAGAUGGCCAGAUAGGGUAGAACACUCGAAGCGCUAUAGAAAGCCCGAAAAUGCCGAGAGAAAGAACUAUCUGCUUGUCGGUGGAAGCGUCUCAGCAACGGAUAUUGCGCGUGAGCUCGGCCCGUAUGCCAACAAAAUCAUCCAAAGCCAAAGAAACGGAAAAUUUGAUCUUCCUACUGUAAUGCUUCCCGAAAAUGCCUACCGAGUCGACGAGGUGGUGUCGUACGAUGCGCCCAGCGCAGAUGAAUCGAAGCCAUUAGGCCCCUCGGAAGCGAUACUAGGCACAGUGACUCUCAAAUCGGGCGAGAAACUCUGCGACAUUCAUCAUGUCAUACUUUGCACAGGCUACCACAUCACAUUGCCGUUUCUGCCUCAACUUCAUUCGGACAACACGCCGGCCGACCAGGCAGACGAUACAAUGUUGGUGACUGAUGGAACACAGUUCCACAACCUUCACAAGGACAUCUUCUAUAUCAACGACCCUACAAUUGUGUUUGUUGGCGUGCCUUUCUUCACUGCCACAUUCACCUUGUUCGAGUUCCAAGCCAUGGCCGUUGCCAAGGUGCUCUCUGGCCAGGCGAAACUUCCAAGCCAAGAAGCCAUGCGAUCCGAGUACAAUGAGAGAUUAAAUACAAAAGGCUAUGGCAAAGCAUUUCACAGUCUACGGGAGCAAGAGGCAGACUACGUUAAUGAGCUUUUAGCUUGGAUCAAUGCUGAUUUGGAGAAGGCUGGCAGAGACAAACUCAAUGGGCACAGCAGUCAAUGGCACACUGCAAAGGCAGAAAUCAUGGCAAGGAUGAAGGCGCUUUUCGCCACACCUGUCUUGCAAAAGAGACUCGAAGUAACAUGUCUGUAGAAUGAAUUGUAUCACGU